Messenger RNA from Macrosteles quadrilineatus (aster leafhopper), 443 nucleotides. RefSeq names its product keratin-associated protein 21-2-like. The record is from RefSeq and is a predicted model, not a curated record. The coding region runs from base 66 to 389 and encodes 107 amino acids. The transcript is spliced from 2 exons. Lineage: Eukaryota; Metazoa; Arthropoda; Insecta; Hemiptera; Cicadellidae.
CCAGAUCAUCAACUCUUCCAUCUCUCUUCUGUACCUCAACAAACAUCUCCACCCUCACCGUCACCAUGGUCAGCCCCAAGACUGUCGGAAUCGUUCUGGCUCUCGCCGUUUUCUGCGCCAUCUUCGCCCAGAGCGACGCUGGUUGCUGCUGCUGUUGCAAGAAGAAGUGCUGUUGCGAACCCGAAGUUUGCCUGCAUCACCACGUCUAUGCUAAGCCCUGUGAUUGCGGAUGCGGACAUGGUUACGGACACGGAUACGGUCUCUACAACGGCUGGGGACACGGUUACGGACUCGGAUACGGAUACGGACACGGAUACGGCUCCGGAUGCGGCUGUGGUUGUGGAUGUAAAUGUGGAUGCGGCUGUGGAUGCAAGAAGUGUUGUUGUUAGUUCCUGAAUAUUUUAACUAAUUUAUUUAUUUAUUAAAUGUAUUGUUGAAUUUUA